AUGACCACAAAACCCACUGAUAUAUCGCAAAUAUACGAGAGGAAUCAAGAGGCAACUCUCUAUAUUGGAAAUUUGGAUCCGCAGGUAGAUGAGGAGAUUCUUUGGGAACUUUUUACGCAAGUUGGAAUUGUUAGAAAUGUCCAUAUUCCCCGGGAUAAAGUUACCAAUCAACAUCAGGGAUACGGAUUCGUCGAAUUUGACAACGAAACGGAAGCAGAUUAUGCACAAAAAGUUAUGAAUGCACUCAAAGUCUAUCACAAACCCAUUCGUUGCAACAAAGCAUCCCAAGACAAACGUACUUAUGAAAUUGGCGCAAAUCUUUUCAUUGGAAAUCUUGACCCAGAUGUGGAUGAAAAAUUGCUAUACGACACAUUUUCAGCAUUUGGACUAGUAUUGUCUACUAAGAUUGUAAGGGAAGAGGAGACGGGACUCGGUAAAGGUUUUGGAUUUGUUUCAUUUGAUUCAUUCGAUUCCAGUGACGCUGCUUUGGCCAGUAUGAAUGGCCAGUAUUUAUGUAACAGACCCAUACAAGUUUCCUAUGCAUACAAGAAAGAUACAACGGGAGAGAGGCAUGGUUCAGCUGCUGAGCGAUUACUUGCGGCCAAUAGACCUAGUGACAUCAUUCCCACCAUGGAACCUCCUCCACAAAUACCAAUUCCUCCUCCUCCUAUUUGGAAUUCACAGGCUUAUUGA
Babesia microti strain RI is the source of this 693-nucleotide messenger RNA. RefSeq names its product splicing factor 3B subunit 4. The record is from RefSeq and is a predicted model, not a curated record. Bases 1 to 693 code for a protein of 230 amino acids. Lineage: Eukaryota; Apicomplexa; Aconoidasida; Piroplasmida; Babesiidae. The transcript has 5 exons. Gene Ontology annotation, biological process: positive regulation of mRNA splicing, via spliceosome. Gene Ontology annotation, cellular component: nucleolus; U12-type spliceosomal complex. Gene Ontology annotation, molecular function: RNA binding.